Caenorhabditis sp. 36 PRJEB53466 is the source of this 5668-nucleotide messenger RNA. Lineage: Eukaryota; Metazoa; Nematoda; Chromadorea; Rhabditida; Rhabditidae. The record is from the annotation of a GenBank genome assembly.
AUGUUUUUUUUCACCAAAAAACUGUGGUUUGGUUUGCAGGUCGAGGUGGAGGUGGGCGCCGACGAGGGUCAUCAGCAGAUUUUCCACGGAGAAGGCGAACCGCACAUUGAGGGCGAUCCGGGAGAUUUGAAGUUCAAGAUUCGCAUUCAGAAACAUCCGAGGUUGGUUUUUCAGGAGAAUUUCCGAUUCAGGUUUUCCGCCGAAUCGGCGAUCCCGAGAGGCAUGUGUGAACUUUUUUUUUCCUUCAAAGUACCCUUAGACCCCUUCUCCGCACACAUUUCCUUCCGUUUGAGCUAUUUCUGUCCGAGAUCUGAGAAGAGCAUAGGUCACACAAAGUAGUGUAAUGUUACGCAAUAUAUACACUUUUUUCCAUGGCUCUCCACCUCCGCAAUCGCACUUUUUUCCUCAAUUUUGCCCCUCAAAUCACUUCCUCGUUCCUUUCCAAAAAAAAAACAAAAGUUUUCCCGAUUUCGCUUCCCGCGAUUUAUCGCUUUCACAGUCGCAUUUCUACUCGAAAAUCUGUGGCGAACCGGUUCAGUAUUCGCAUAUAUUAUAUAUCGGAAUGAUGUUGAUGAUGACACACACACACACACACAUUUAAUACUGACAACAAAAAAUUUGAUGAUGAUGUAGAUCAUAUGGGUUAGUAGUUUUGUACAUAAAAAGAUGAGGAUUUUGUCGACGGCGAAGGGAAAUUGUAAACCUGCAAUAUCUAGUAUAGCUUACCCAGCCGUUUUUCGCUUAAUUUCAAAAGUUUCUUCCCAAAAACUGCAAAAUCAAUGCACGUUGGUUUGUUGACCUCCUCAAGUGCUCCAAUUGCUCCAACGUCCAAAAAACCAGAGUUUGUCGAGAAAAAGUGAGAGAAAUGUGCGCGUUUGCUCUAUUCCUCAUAAAUUACAACGCGGGAAACAACAAACGUGUGGUGUUUGACUCGUUCCCUCAUGAUGUGCUUGGAUCCUCUCCGCUCCCGACGGGACUACUUUUUCUCUCUCUCUCUCUCUCUCUUACACUGGUUUCGCGUCGCCUCUUCACUCACUUUUCGUCCUCCUCUCGGUCGUGUGUGACCAAACACAAUCACAUGUUCCUCUUCUUCUUCUUCUUCUUCUUCUUCUUCGCGUAUUCCUUCCCCAUCCCGACCGUUUUGUUCGUUCGGUUUCGGCGGGCCCCGGGGCACGCGCGCCGAAAGACCGCCCAGUCAGAAAGUACACAAAGUGAGAGCUCCCCGCCGGCUCGUGAUUUUCGAUAUUCAUAGGCGCGCUCGCUCGCCGAUGACCGCAUUUUUCCGCUGUUUCAUCCGCUUUGCUCUGCUUGCAAAGCUUUGAAGAAAAAAAACACAUAAACUGCUUCAAAUUGAGAUAAGGACGCGCAAUUCUGGCAGUUUCCAUAAAAAGUUUGUCCUGAAGCACAGAACUGGCUUUUAAAUUCUCUGGAGCCUUUGAAAAUACCGGAAAGAGCUUCAAGGAAGUCCAGAAGCCUAAAAUUCUACAAGUUUUUGAGGCAAGGCUUGAUAAUUAUGCUCUAAAGCUCGGAAGUCUUUUCUGGACGUUCUGGACGCUUGGAACAAGUUUUACCUGUUUGUUUUAGAGCUCUCUAGGCAUUUCCAUACCUCUAACAGUCCUGACAGUACCCUAAAGCUAAAAAAAAAAGAUUUACUGUAGCCCCUCGCCUCCUCCAAAACCCGUCGAAUAACAAAUGCGCCGCCCAACAAAAAAAAACGAAAACCGAGUCGGUUGUUGAUGUCUCGUGAACACAACCAGACAAGUGAGAAGGUAUUUUGUUUUCCUUCUCUCAUCACUUUUUCGUUCUGUUUUCAACACUACCACACCCGCCUGUUUAUGAGAGCGACUCAUUGAUAGGAUGUCCAGUGUUUGCUGAUUUUUGAGCGUUGGAACACUACUUUUGUAGAUUAGGCUGUCUAAUGCUAAAAAAUGGGCCUAGGAGAUUUGGGGAACUAAGAUUUGUGUACAAAAUUGCAUGCCUUCCCUGCAAAACUGAUCUUUUUGUCAAUUGCGGCGCUCUCCAGAACAGUGGUCUUGACGAUCAUGCUCUCUAACGUCCGGUUCAGCGCGCGCGGCGGCGAGAAUCGAUAAAAAGUGUUCAGUCACACACCUUGUGCUCAUUGCCCCCCACCACCACCGCCCGCCUCCGCUUUUUCGCUUCCAUUCCUUGCGAUUUUCCGCGAUUUUCUAUUUGUUCAACUGAUUGAUGUAUGUGUGUGUGUGUGUGUGUGAGCAGGAAAAGUGGAAAAAGUUCGCCACCAGUCGGAGCCAGGAGCAGCAGGUGUACUUGACGAAGUUUGUGUGCGUCAUUCCAGCCUUUCUAUCUUUUUAGGCAGCUCAGACUGGAAAUGUUCUGUAUCGUUGUUUUUCAGGCUUUUUCCACAUCCGCUGGUCUUCUUUCUCGUAUACGGUUCUUUUGGAGAAACUGGGAACGUGUUCGGAGGUAGAAUUCAGACCGCGAGUGGGCUGAGUACUGUUUUGCCGUUUUCCACUUUUUCCGGUGGCACAGACACCAAAAAACGGGCCGUAUUUCUGAUGGAUCUUGUUGGAUCACGGAAUGUUCUCCGUAUGUUCUCCGGUCUCCUGUCUUUUAGUUUUCUGCGCUUUUCCGCCUUUUCCGGCGGAAACGCCCGCGCUUUUCGCACAUUCCACCAUUGCCGAUGUUUUUGUUCUGCGAAAAACGUGCAACAAUCGGAUGGGAAAAUGUAGGCGAGACUUUUUUAUAUUAAAAAAAAUUCCAUACUGACGCACGCACGCACGCACUCACACACAUAUAUAUAUAAACACUCCCCGCUGAUACUCGGUCGUUUCAUUUCCUUCUUCUUUUUCUUUUCCUCCAGGAUUCCCCCUUAUUCUUAUCAGUUUUCUGCGUGCCGAUUUUGUUCGAAAAACGAGAAAAGUUCCGGGAUUGGACAGGUUCGGACAGAGAUGGAAUUAUGCUGAUGCUGACGGCCACGCACAAUCUCGUGAAGAGAAGAUGAAAAGCGGAAGAUAUGCUAAUAGGGACGGGUACGGUAGGCUGUCUUUUGGUCGACCACUUUGUGUACUUCCGCCAAGUACUUUUAUCAUCACUCGUGUACUACUACUACUACUGAUUGAGAGAGAGAGAGAGAAGACACUGAUUCAAUUAGACGAGUGACUGGCGUGUGACGUGGCACACGGAAAUGUUUAGGUUUAGAAGAUAAACCAUCAAGGGUGAUCAGAUUUCUGUGAAAUCGAUCCGAUGCACGGGUUUCUUUAAACAUAGCACCGAAAUUUGGAUGGUUUUGGAGCGCAAGGGAUCGAUGACGUGGCAAGCAAAUCUUACAACAUUCGUAGCUUUGACCAGACUCCCGGACGAAUUGCAACUGCGAUUUUUCGAAACUCAGUCCGGUUGUGAAAUCGAAAUUUCGCAACCAACCGUAUGGAAGUCCGAAAUCAGUAGUUGUAGAUCACAGAUUGCAUAGUUUUGCUCUCUUUCAGUUGCGGAAUGUCCGAAUGUUUUGACUCUUCUCAACUAGGCCUUCAGGCAUUUCGAAACCAAUCCUAGUUUCAAAACGUCCAAUGAUCCCCGAAAAAACCGAACUUUGACGCUUAAAGCCUUUAAACCCAAUUUUUUAGUCGGCUUCCUUUCCGCUUCACAUCGUUCUGUCCUUGGGUGGAGAGGAUGUUCUAGAUGACCUCCAGACACCCGCCGACUUAAUCUAAUCCAAUCAAAAAGACCUACUACUACUGCUAUUACUACUACUAAUAGUGGGCGGAUAGUAGCGAACUAUCUCGAUGACCCGGUUUCUUUUUCCGUCUCGAUAUUGUCGUAGUCUUCCUUUUGCUGCAUAGAAUUGAAGGACACACGUCGAUAUCAGUAUCAUGUCAAUCAAUUUCUUCUUCUUCUUCUCUCUCCUUUUCUCUCAUUCCGAUGUGUCUGGUGGCAGUCAAUUUGUCGUUGACGUUUUCGUAUACAUAUAUAUAUAUAAAAGGUGUAUAAUGUAUAUGCAAGCCACACGGGGAACCCGCCCACUCAUGAUGAAGAAGAAGAAGAAGCGCUUUCCAUACACUUUUUCUCAUUCUCUUUUUCUCUUUUUCUCUCUCUCUCCCUAUCUCUCUAGCAUUUUUCGCCCCGCCGCUGCCGCCGCGCCGAUCACUCUCGAAUCAAUUGGCUUUGCGGCGCUCUUCUCCUCCUCCUCCCCCUUCUUCUUUUUCUAGUCCUCGCCUCGUUUUCAAAACCGAAUUCACACUAUUUUCAACAAUAUCCGCUAUUUUCAGGUUCGAACGGAAAGGCGAUGAUCUGUACACGAACGUGACGAUUUCGCUGCAAGACGCGCUCAACGGCUUCGAGAUGGAAAUUGUGCAUCUCGACGGGCACAUUGUCAACGUUUCACGUGAUAAGGUAGGAUUUGAGACGUGGAAAAAAGAAGUUUUUUGAGAAAAUUUGAAGGUUUCAACGGUUUGACGGUCUAGGAAGAGUUACGGAAGUGCUGGAAGCUUUUGAAAGCUUCUGACUGCUCCAGGAAGCUUCUAAAAGGUUCUGGUAUUACUUUCGGUCUAAAAACAGUUCCUGAAGACUUUCCAAACAAAGUUUUCGGGGAAAACACGAAAUUCUAGAAAUGAGAUCAACUUUUGACAUAUCUGGACGAGAUGAUCGAAAGUUUGGUGGAAAAACGAGGAAUUGACUGAAUGUUCAACAUAAUUGGCUCUUUUCAUUUCGAAAAAUGUAUAACUGUAACUUUUCUGCAUGGAAAGCUAUAGUUUUACACCUUAUGAGCCAAUUUUGUUGAUUUCAUUUCAUGUCAGUUGAUCAAACUCCAGAUCCAAACAGUCCAAAGUAUACAUAUAUAUCUUGUGCUCAACGCCGUUUUUUUGUGUCAUUUUUUCGCCCGUAUCAAUCGAUUGUUGAUGCGUGUGCGUGUUGGUGAUUGACAUGUCAGCCCGCGGGCGGCCGGUGCCACGUCAUUCUCGUGAUCUUCUUUCUCUCUCUCUCAGUCGACAAGAGCGAGGAGAGUACGUCACUAGUUCAGUGGAGCGCGCUUGCCCAUGCUGAUCCGGUAUUGUCACUGUCAUCGUCAUUAUGAUCACGGGAAUCUUCUAAAACAUUCUAGCUUUCUAGGGCCUAGGGCACUAUAAAUCCUAGGCUUACGCCGUUGUUUGAGCCUAGAGCGUUUAGAGCAACCAGUAGACUACAAGAACUAGUAGAAGCGUAAUUUCUCUGUAAAAGUUUUUUGGGUCGUCACAAUCGGCUUGCUUAUCGUAAAUACUUCAGGACAAUGUAUCUCGGCUGACGGUAGAGAUAUAAAAAAGUUUUCAACUGGCAAAUUGUUCAUUGAAACAUUGUGUACUGUUUCAUUAGUUGAUCACUUUUUGAUAUCUCUACUGGUAAUUGAGAUACAAGUCAAUUCCGUAGUAAAAAAAAACUUGCUAUUCAUCCUCAUAGUUUUUCUCGAAAUUCUGUUCAAACAUUCCCCAGUUCUACCGUAUCUCAAAACCAAAUCUUGCAGGUAACGUGGCCGGGCGCGCGUCUCCGCAAGAAGGACGAAGGAAUGCCGUCGCUGGAGAACAACAAUCAGCGCGGAAUGCUCGUCGUCACGUUCGACGUCGAGUUUCCGAAGCGGGAGCUCACGGCCGAGCAGAAGACGCAGAUCAUCGAGAUCCUCGCGCAGACGGAUCUCAAGCCGAAAGCCUACAACGGCCUCUAA